Molecule: messenger RNA, 2494 nt
Organism: Glycine soja
Lineage: Eukaryota; Viridiplantae; Streptophyta; Magnoliopsida; Fabales; Fabaceae
Product: U-box domain-containing protein 13-like
Exons: 4
Coding region: 186-2174 (662 amino acids)
Biological process (GO): protein ubiquitination; cell surface receptor signaling pathway
Cellular component (GO): nucleus; cytoplasm
Molecular function (GO): ubiquitin-protein transferase activity; protein binding
Source: RefSeq, a predicted model, not a curated record
UUGGACCAACCAAGAGCGUCAUUACGCGUUUCUCUCUAUCUAUCUAGCGUGUCUGAGAAUUCCGUGUCGUUGACGAGCGAGGGUGCGACUAUGACCUGCGACUUCGAUCUCCGGCAAUCCGCGGCGAGGUUCGUCCAGUAAAACGGCGCCGUAUAGCGGGAUCUGCGACGCUGGGCGGAGUGGCCAUGGAGGGCGAGAACGCGAGCAACAAGGUGAUCGAGUUGGUGAACGAGAUAGCCAGCAUCUCCGAUUACAGGCCUCCGGUGAAGAAGCAGUACUGCAACUUGGCGCGGAGGCUGAAGCUUCUGAUCCCGAUGUUCGAGGAGAUUAGGGACAUGAACAAAGACGCGCUUCCCGAUAACACUUCCAACGCCGUCCUCGCCUUCAAGGAAGCUCUCGAAUCCGCUAUGGAACUCCUCAGAUUCGGAAGCGAGGGCAGCAAGCUUUACUUGGUCCUUGAGCGGGACGAAAUUAUGAAUAAAUUCUACAAGGUGACAGCUCAGUUGGAACAGUCGUUGGGUGGUAUUUCCUAUGAUAAACUUGAUAUAUCAGAUGAAGUUAAAGAGCAGGUUGAGUUGGUUCUUGCCCAGUUCAGAAGAGCUAAAGGGAGGGUUGAUGAACCAGAUGUCAGGUUGUAUGAGGAUAUGUUGUCUGUUUACAACAACAGCAGUGAUGCAGCUACAGAUCCAUCUGUUCUAAGUCAAUUAGCUGAAAAGUUGAAAUUGAUGGGAAUAGCUGAUCUUACUCAAGAAUCACUUGCUUUGCAUGAGAUGGUGGCAUCAAGUGGUGGGGAUCCAGGGGCACGCAUUGAGAAAAUGUCAAUGUUAUUGAAGAAGAUAAAGGAUUUCGUGCAAAUAGAAAAUCUAGUCAAGGAUGAUAAUUUAGGAGGAAAAGGCAUUUUCUCAAAAGUCUAUGGACUUGGGACAAAUGAAAAGAGUCAUCAAGCUCCUGUUAUCCCUGAUGAUUUUCGAUGUCCGAUUUCCCUGGAAUUAAUGAAGGACCCUGUCAUUGUUUCAACGGGACAGACUUAUGAGCGUACUUGUAUUGAGAAGUGGUUGCAAGCAGGGCAUGGAACCUGCCCCAAAACACAGCAGACUCUCACUAGUACUGUUCUCACGCCUAACUAUGUAUUGCGAAGCCUCAUAGCACAAUGGUGUGAAGCCAAUGGCAUAGAGCCACCAAAACGACCUAGUGGUUCACAACCUAGUAAAUCAGCAUCAGCCUACUCACCCGCUGAGCAAAGUAAGAUUGGAAGUCUUCUCCAAAAGCUCAUAUCUGUCAGUCCUGAAGACCAGAGAUCAGCUGCAGGUGAGAUCCGCCUUCUUGCAAAGCGCAAUGCUGAUAACCGCGUUGCCAUUGCUGAAGCUGGUGCAAUACCUCUCCUUGUCAGUCUCUUGUCUGUGCCUGACUCCCGCACUCAAGAACAUGCUGUGACAGCGCUCCUGAAUCUUUCCAUAUACGAAAAUAACAAAGGAAGUAUUGUUUCUUCAGGAGCAGUUCCAGGUAUAGUUCAUGUGCUGAAGAAGGGAAGCAUGGAAGCUCGGGAAAAUGCAGCUGCAACACUUUUCAGCCUUUCAGUUAUAGAUGAAAACAAGGUUACAAUUGGGUCUUUAGGAGCCAUACCACCACUGGUGACACUGCUAAGUGAGGGUAGCCAAAGGGGUAAGAAAGAUGCUGCAACAGCACUCUUCAAUUUGUGCAUUUACCAGGGCAACAAGGGAAAGGCAGUGAGGGCUGGCGUUAUUCCCACACUGAUGCGACUACUGACCGAACCUAGCGGGGGAAUGGUGGAUGAAGCAUUAGCUAUUUUGGCAAUAUUGGCCAGCCAUCCUGAAGGGAAGGUUACUAUUAGAGCUUCAGAGGCAGUGCCAGUGUUAGUAGAGUUUAUUGGGAAUGGCUCCCCAAGGAACAAAGAGAAUGCUGCUGCUGUUUUAGUUCACCUCUGUUCUGGAGAUCAACAAUAUCUAGCACAGGCCCAAGAGCUGGGGGUGAUGGGUCCACUGUUGGAAUUGGCUCAAAAUGGAACAGACAGAGGCAAAAGAAAGGCUGGACAAUUGCUAGAGCGUAUGAGCAGGCUAGUUGAGCAACAGCAGGAAGUUCCAACACAAACUGAAACUCAAGCUCAGAACGAGGAUACCGAACCACCUUUGAUUACUAACCCCGAUGAUUCCUAAGAUGUCUUGUUAUACCUUGUUUUCAUUUUGCCUUUUUGUUCUUUUAAAAGUGUUGAAAGAAGCAUCUGUUUGGAGGAAAGGGUGGAAGAUCACCUUCCUACUCCAUAAGUUAUUUGUUUGUUUGUGUGAUAUUCAGAGAUGCAAUGCAAAAACUUGUGAAAGUGGGCAAGAAGAAAUCGAAUCAAAUGGGCAAGCCUGACGUGGAAAAAUGUAUAAUUGUAACAUGUACUAUAUUCUAAUCAUCCUCAGAUUUUAAUGAAGAGAUGUUUUGUUUAUUCGUACCGCAUCAGAUGAUGUUAGAGAUGUUAUAACAGUAUAAA